Molecule: messenger RNA, 3203 nt
Organism: Elgaria multicarinata webbii
Lineage: Eukaryota; Metazoa; Chordata; Lepidosauria; Squamata; Anguidae
Gene: HIF1AN
Product: hypoxia inducible factor 1 subunit alpha inhibitor
Exons: 8
Coding region: 30-1115 (361 amino acids)
Biological process (GO): negative regulation of Notch signaling pathway
Cellular component (GO): cytoplasm; nucleus
Molecular function (GO): ankyrin repeat binding; [protein]-asparagine 3-dioxygenase activity; peptidyl-histidine dioxygenase activity
Source: RefSeq, a predicted model, not a curated record
GCCCGGGCUCCGCAACAGCUCCGGCAGCGAUGUCGGAAGCUUCCACGUCCUGCACCGGAGCGGGCGGCUCCGGCUCCGCCCCUCUGUCUCCACGGGCCCCGGGGGGUGAGGAGGAGGAGGAGGAGGAGGAGGGCGGUCGCCGAUGGAGCGGAGCCCAGUUCCGGCGCUAUAGCUUCGAGACACGGCCCAUCCCCAGGCUCCGCCACGGAGACCCGCGCGCCGAGGAGCUCAUCGAGAACGAGGAACCAGUGGUGCUGACAGAUACGAACUUGGUAUAUCCUGCCCUAAAAUGGGACCUGGACUAUCUCCAAGAGAACAUUGGGAGUGGGGACUUUUCGGUAUACAGAGCCAGGACCCACAAGUUUUUGUAUUAUGAUGAGAAAAAAAUGACAAAUGUUAAGAACUUCAAACCCAAAUCAAGCAGGGAAGAGAUGAAAUUCAGUGACUUUGUUGAGCAGCUCCAGGAAAUCCAGCAGCAGGACAACGGAGAAAGGUUGUAUCUGCAGCAGACCUUGAAUGACACAGUUGGGAAGAAAAUUGUAGUGGAUUUCCUGGGCUUUAAUUGGAAUUGGAUUAACAGGCAGCAGGCAAAACGAGGCUGGGGUCAGCUGACAUCCAACUUGCUAUUGAUUGGCAUGGAAGGGAAUGUGACUCCUGCGCAUUAUGAUGAGCAGCAGAAUUUCUUUGCUCAGAUUAAGGGAUACAAGCGGUGUAUCCUGUUUUCCCCUGACCAGUUUGAGUGCCUCUAUCCCUAUCCUGUGCAUCACCCGUGUGACCGGCAGAGCCAGGUUGACUUCGACAAUCCUGACUUUGAGAGGUUUCCCAAUUUCCAGAACGUAGUUGGCUAUGAGACAGUGGUGGGCCCAGGCGAUGUGCUUUAUAUUCCCAUGUACUGGUGGCAUCACAUUGAGUCUUUGUUGAAUGGGGGAACUACCAUCACUGUGAACUUCUGGUACAAGGGUGCCCCGACCCCCAAAAGAAUUGAGUAUCCACUAAAGGCUCAUCAGAAAGUGGCUAUAAUGAGGAACAUAGAGAAAAUGCUGGGCGAGGCCCUUGGGAACCCACAAGAGGUGGGUCCCUUAUUGAAUAUGAUGAUUAAAGGGCGAUACGAAUAAUCCUUGGCCAAUGCAGUGAUGGAUGUUUGAGCUGCUUCACAGACUUCUGGAGGAUACCGACCGCUAGUAUGGCACGCAGCACUUAAAAGACUAAGGGGCUUCUAGCCCAACUCUGCCCUACCCUGCACCAAUUUAGGGGAUGACUGGCAUUAUCAAACCUUUCCAUUCAUCCCUCUUUCAACUCCAGUGAACCUUCCAGAAGAAUUCAAAGGAAGAUCCCAUCACCAGUAACUCUUUGUUCCCUGCCUGCCAAGAUGUAGAGCUUGGCACCUGGUACUUGACUUAAAGCAUUACAAAGCGUGUUUGGAAGGAAGUAGAGUUUGGGAUGGUCUUAUCAGUCUUUUGGGUUCAUUCCACAAGCUGGGUGUUUGAUGUGACAUGAGGGGUGGACAGGCUAAGUCCAGGUUUCGGACUGAGAGUCCCUCAAAGUGUUGGAGAGGGAGAGGUGAUCCUUAGACCAUGAAUAACUCAUCUGCUUUAUUUUGUCUGGGAAGUAGAAACAAGGGCAGGAUGGCAUCUGUGUAGUUUUCUUGUAGGUGAGAAGAAACUAGUCAUUUUGAUCUUCCCUCUGCAGCUCAGCAUUAGAAAUCUACCUAGAAAACGUUCACCUCCAAGUCAUCUCAGUUUUGCUGUUUAGUAUCCAUAUUUUGUUAAAGGCAGCAUUUUUAUUGAAGGCAUAACUGAAUUUAAAGCACAUUUAUGGUUACAAAUGGAUGAAGGGCAGGUAGGGAUGGAGAUGAGUCUGCUAUGUAGCAUUAACAUCAAAAACAAUAUUCGAGAGGACCUGACCUCUGAUUCUGCUAGAAAAAACAGGCCAAAAUUCCCUUAUAUUCCACUUGGAAUAUUGGUUCUUCGGAUAACCCACAGUGAGUGUCAUUUUUUCAGGAAAACUCCUUUGUGUUGUAUUUUAUCCUUAGCGUUGCAUGGAAAUGUUCAUUCCAUUCCAUCAGCCUUCUUCACCCCAUACCAAGUGAUGGAUGAAUAGCUGGAGAAGGGAGAGCAGCAAAUGUUCAGUAGCAUCCCCCACCCCGCCCGGUGGCUUUUUCAUCAGAGACCUUUGGGUACAAUGAAAUUCUGUACUCCAUUCCAUGCUGGUUUUCCCCAAACUGGAGGGGAAUGUGAAUGCCAUUGGUUUUAUUUCAUCAAGAUGAGAGUGCGGAAUUUAUAUCCCAGAUGACUAAGGAAGAGUUGCUUCCCUGACAUAACAUCUAUUGCUUUGCCCCUUUGCCACAGGGGAGACUGAAAAAGCUUAGCUUUUCCCAGUGAGAGAGGACACGGCUAGCUUGCUGGCAUUGCACUUGGGCAUAGCUACUAUUUCUCUGGGACAGGUCACUUUCCUACCGGUUACUGUGAAUUCUGUAUACAGCAGCUGAAGUAGUAUUGAAGAAAACGGGCGUGUUUCAGAUUGGUAAGUGUCUCCAGUGGGGCCUUGAAGAGCUGUGGAGCUGUUUCAAGCAAGGCCUAUUUUUUUGAUUUAGCUGUACAAGCCACAGGGAGGCAAUGGAAGACCAGCGUACGUGACAUCGUGUAGUAUUAGAUCAGGGAAGGGUGGGGGGCUUCUAAAGAGCAAGAUUGGGCUUGGUGAAUGGCAGUGCCAGUAAAAACAUUCUGCCUUUGUCUAGAAGUAAAAUCCCCACGCUUACUCAAGUGUGUCCUGGAUGUGCAAAAGUAUGAGCCAGAAUGCUACCCAAGACCGGAGCUGUUUGUGAAAUUUUGUUAAUGUAGUAGAGCAUGAAGAAAGAGCCAGGUGCCUCGCUGGAAGGAAGAAGACAGGACUUAAUGCAACCUUCGGAUCUCUCUCUCUCUCUUUUUGCCAAAGGUGUAACUUUUGAAAGUUUCUAAAUAGUUGGGGUAUUUUAUUUUUUUUAAAAAAAUGUUGCACUUGACGUGUGUGAAAGCUCAGUUUGCAAUGCACUGACGGACUGAUUUAGUUACUGUCUCUUUCUUUUUUUUAAUCCUGUGCUUUUUGAUGCCCUGCUAUGGUAUUGGGGGAAACUGUGUGUUCUGUGAUGUGUGAGAACACGUGGGAAAGGCGUAACACCUUCUGAAGUGUAGUUCUUAAAAUACAGCUAUUGUUGAACGAUACAA